AUGCCUUCAUAUCUAGCUACGCGGGGCGUGAAGAUGCCUUCUCCGCAUUGCGGGACGUCUUUUGUUGGCCUUCGUCCUGCUGCUGCCCUGAACAUCGGUGUCGCCGCUAGCCUCUUCGCCGCUUCCAGAUCCCAAGACCUCAUUCCUUUCGAACUCGACCCCAAUGUUGCUUCUCUCAUCGCCGCCACAUACGUCGCUGGAUCAGUCGCCUAUUUCGCCCGGGACGUCUACUCCUCUACCCUCUUCCAAGACAUUCUAUCCCGCCGUUCGGGCCUAGGCAGGAUCAUCGACACCGACCUGCUCCUGCCCAACCCGGAAGCCCUCGUUCAUGACGCCAAGGUCCAUGGGCCAGCCUGUAUGCGCAUUUCCCAGCUCGCCGCCUUCGAAUACGAGCGUGCCAUCAGAAGCGCUCUGACUAUAUGUGCAUCUAACGACGGACCUGGGAUGGAUCUCGCCAUCGUGGCGCAGGGCGAGGGCGUCUGUUCCCCAGAUGAUGCUCCUCCAAUCGUCGACAGCAUGGUGUACGGACCAGCGUGCAUGAGACGCUCCCAACUAUCGGUCUUCAUGGACGAGAAGAUCGCGAGGGCGUCUGCUCCAGAAGAUGCACCUCCUGUUGUCGACAGCAAGGUUUACGGUCCGGCUUGCACGAGGCCCUCCCAACUCUCUGCCUUCAUGGAUGAGAAGAUCGUAUGUGCCUCAGGCGAUGGGCCGCGAAGGAGCUCUAGGCUGGCGGCCAUCGCUGCUCGAAUCGCUUCGGGGGGCUCUUCGUCGCCCCAGGGUGGCGGUAACGGACCUGACGAUGAACCGGGAAAUAAUGGUUCAGGAGGUAACGGUGCCUCUGAUGGGAAUUCUCGCCAGCCCACACUUGCUGUUGUUGGCAGUGAUGGCAGCAAGAAACCCCAAAGCAAGAAGAAGCGGGCAUCAAAGCGUGCACGCAAUAAUGAUUCUCCUCCCCCGCCUCCGCCUCUAUCACCUCCCUCCCCCGUGGAAGACCCCGAGCCCGCGAACAACGGCACCAACGCCGGUUGGACUUCCACUCUCAUUUGCUUCAUCCUCGGCGCCCUUUUCACUGCCGCACUCAAGUCUUCCUAUACCAAACGUCUUUACGCCUCUAUUCGCACUCGGGCGACCAAGCAGUCUCGGCGUAAAGAACAAACCGUCGUCAUGUCUCGUACCACUGCAUUCGUCAUCCUCGCGACAGUGACUGGGUUCGCAGUGACUAGUUUGCUCCCUAACCAUCCACCAGGAGCAGUGGAGAUGAGGCCUCAAUCCUACGUCGAAGGCCUUGUUCCUCUUCCUCAGGUUACCAAAUCGCCUAUGCGUCUCGUCGUCGACAAGAGUUAUUAUACCUUGGACUAUCGCUCCAUGGCUACCACCACUGCGCAGGCGACCAGUCUUCCUUCAUCUGCUGCUGACUCUUUUUUGGAGAUGGGGCUCACACCUUGGGUCCUUCUCGUGAUGGCCUUGCCUAUCUUUGCAUUCAUUGCUUUCCAAUUUGGCACGUUCAUUGGCAGGGCCUUGAUCAAGGUCUCUGCACGACGCGCUGAACCUACCAAGUUGGAGUCCAUGCCCAUCUCUUCUCCAAACCUGGUAUCUAUCUACAUCCCUCAGGGUGUCAUGAUCAACUUCGAGCAGCCCAAACCUCAAGACCCCUUUUCUGGGAUUAGCGACCACGAGACGCCCUUAGUCGAUGUCCGAACCAAAUUCUCGUUCGGUCCGGACUCCGCGGGCGACUCUGACUCUGAAGUCCCAAAGCAAGUCAUCGACAAGGGGAGGGGAAAGGCCGUCGACCUCGAGGAAGAUGAAGCUGUUGAGGCGGGGGACGACGAAGCCGACGAGGUGGAGUCCUUUAACUCCUCUCUCGAGGACUUCGAGGACGUCCCUGAAGAGUUGGAGGAGGUCAAGCAGAUGCUCUCCGUAGACCCUCCGGUUGCCUCGUCCAGCAAGCACACCCUCAAUGAGGUGGAGUCCGUCAGCGACUCAUCCAAUGUGUCUGAGAAGAUGGAGGAAGUUUCACAGAUGCCGGGCAUAGGCUCAGAGGCAUUGGCCACCUCCAGCAAGAUCACCCUUGAUUCGCCUCUCUUCGUUGCUCCCCCUCCUCCUAUUGCUUCUUCCUCUGUCUCUUCCCCCCCUGCGCCCGCGCCAACGGUUCAAUCUCCAUCUGUACCUUCCAUUCCCUCGAUAGCCGAACUCCAGCAGCCUGAAGAGGCUCCUGUUUCUUCCUCCACGUCGGCGUCUGCACCCCCCACUACCGCGACGACCGAACUCCCAGCCUCCGCUGAGGGAACUGGAGUCGAGGUUCCUGGUCGUCGCCGUCGCAAGCGCAGACAAGCGCGAUCCCGAGACGCACAACACCCAUCGGGGCCAGAGAACGAGGAAGACUAG
This is a messenger RNA of Cyclocybe aegerita, 2385 nucleotides long. Lineage: Eukaryota; Fungi; Basidiomycota; Agaricomycetes; Agaricales; Hemipholiotaceae. The record is from the annotation of a GenBank genome assembly.